This is a messenger RNA of Dentiscutata heterogama, 1047 nucleotides long. The record is from the annotation of a GenBank genome assembly. NCBI's taxonomy places the organism in Eukaryota, Fungi, Glomeromycota, Glomeromycetes, Diversisporales, Gigasporaceae.
AUCGCUGGAAAUUACGCUUACGUAAUUUGACCGAAUUACAAUUGCCUACAGAUUAUGCACGGUCGUUAACUCCAAAAGUUGUUGAAGAUAAAAAAAUUUUACGAAUUCCUGAAGCCACGGCAUUAGCAAUUUUACAACUUUCACUGACCACUCAACCCGAUUCUUCUUCUAUUUCUCCAACACAAAACGAUGAAUCAUUUCAUGAACAACCAACUCCUUUCACUAUUCUUUUAGCGGCUUUUGUUGUACUGUUACAUCGAUAUACCGGUGAUGAGGAUAUUACGGUUGGGUCAUCUUCAGAUACUAGGAAUCCUCUUGUGUUAAGGAUAAAUGUCAACCCUUCGGAUACAUUCGCUCAGGUUAUCCAAAAAGUUCAACAAGUUGAACGAGAAGCGACGGCAGAUGAAGUCCCUUUUCAUUUAUUAAUUUCCUCAUUAUUUCCCGAAAAAGAUCAAGGCCAAACAUCAACUUCUAUUCAUUCACCUCUCUUUCGUGUUAGAUUCUAUAACCAAACUGACAUGCCCGAAAAUCCUUUACCACAAGCCAUCUCUUUAACAACAGACCUCACUGUAUUAAUCGCAUCGCAUUCAUCAUCAUCACUUCGCCAUGCACUUCUUCCUGCCAUAGAAAUCCAAAUUUCAUAUAAUCAGCUCCUAUUCUCUGAAAAAAGAAUUUCUCAUAUUCUGGAUCAACUUGUUGCAGUUUUAAAUUAUGCUGCUCAACAUAAUGAAACAUGUGUUGCUGAAAUUCCUAUAUUAACAGAUAAAUGUUUAGAAGUACUCCCUGAUCCAAAAUCUGAUCUAAAAUGGUCGCAAUUCCUUGGCGCAAUAACUGACAUUUUUUCCGCAAAUGCCAAAAAGAUUCCCAAUAAUCCGUGUGUUGUAGUGUCUACUGGUGAUAUUUCUAAAAAACGUGUCUUCACUUAUCAGCAUAUCAAUGAAGCAUCAAAUAUUGUUGCUCAUUAUUUAAUAAAAAAUGGAAUUGAGAGAGAAGAUGUAGUAAUGGUCUAUGCAUAUCGUGGUGUUGAUUUAGUGGUUGCUGUUAUGG